Drosophila gunungcola (fruit fly) is the source of this 1585-nucleotide messenger RNA. RefSeq names its product leucine-rich repeat protein 1 (gene Lrr47). The coding region runs from base 93 to 1379 and encodes 428 amino acids. The transcript is spliced from 2 exons. Gene Ontology annotation, molecular function: protein binding. NCBI's taxonomy places the organism in Eukaryota, Metazoa, Arthropoda, Insecta, Diptera, Drosophilidae. The record is from RefSeq and is a predicted model, not a curated record.
UCCAUCAGCUGACCUACCCACGGAGUGGCAACACUCCACAAAUGUUUUGUUUUAUUUAGCGGUUUUUUUUAUUGUCUAACCACCGCAGCGUCAUGAAAAUCUUAUGUGAGGUGCAGGUGGUGAACCGCACCACCCAAGCCAAGCGGACGCCGCGGCCCGUGAAGUCCACGCUGGCCAUUGGCUACAAGCAGAGCGCCCGAGACGCCAAUGGGAACACCAAGAAGGAGCUGGAAAUGGUCCUGUUCAGCGGGCAAAACAAGACAGGCAGUCGCUACAAGGUGCGCGACAACAUCCACGCCGUGCACACCAAGUUCGUGCUGGACGGGAAGGCCACCAUUGGGUUCCUGCAGCCGCCGGAGAACCUGCUGAUCAAGUGCGAUCCCAUCCAGCUGAAAGGAUUCCUGCAGACCCUCAAGCUGGGCAUGGAGGGCAAGGAGGCCAUCAACCUGAGACUGAACAUCGCCGCUGCCACGGCCAUUCCGCAGAAGGCGCAGCCCCAGAUGCGCAUGGUGGUCAGCAAACGGAGCGAGUACCCCAUCAAGGGAUUCCCGCGCACCCUAAAGUCUCUGACCAUCAACAAUAGCCAGCUGGUUAAGCUGAGCUUCGAGGUCUGCACCUUGCGCAAUCUCACAAAGCUGGAUGUCAGCGGCAACAAGCUGACCAAGAUUCCUCCAGAAUUGGGUGGCCUGGCUCUGACCUCGCUGCACUUGGGCAGCAACUGCCUGGGUGAACUGAACGACUGGUGCUGGUUGCGGGGCACUAAGCUGAGCCAAUCCCUCGGCGAGCUGGAUUUGUCGAGCAACGGCCUCACCCAGUUUCCUGCCCCACUGGUCAAGUUUGAGCGCCUUGUCUCGCUGAACCUCAACCACAACCUGCUCAUUCGGCUGCCCUUCGCCAUUCGCCGUCUGCAGGCGCUGCGAAAACUGCACGUAUGUAGCAACAAACUGGAGUCACUGCCGGCUGCCAUUGGGGACCUGCACAUCGACUUGCUGGAUGUGUGGGGCAAUUGCUUUAAGGCCUUCAAUGCGGAUGCGGCCCAGCAGCUUAACCGGCAAUCGGCGGCCGCUAACACACCGCAACCCCUGUGGCUGAAGGCGGCCCGUGCCGUGGCCAACUACAAGCUGCCUUUGCCGGCGGGCUCUGUGCCCGCUGUGCUCAUCGAACUGAUCUGUGAGGCGCCCAAGUGCCCGUGUGGCCAGCUCUGCUACGCCCUGCGCAAGGAGGACCUUCUGCAACGAGUGGUCCAGCCCAAAUUCACCAACAUCAAGAACCUCACAUACAGCCGCGAGCAUCAGAUCUACGCGGACGUAGUCAUCUGCGGACCCGGCUGCAGUGCCUCGGUGCAGCUGAAGGCUCUGUUCAGCCUUAUGUUUACCUGAUUGGAGCAGGUGUCCGGAAUCGGCGCCCAUCUAUAACUAUAAGUAGAGUUAAGCUAACGAUUUGCUUAUGCCUAUGUUUUUCAAACCACUGAAUAGUGGUGUUUUACCAUAUUUUAUUAUUGAUUUUCAUUCCCUUAUUAUCUUCUUGUUGAACUUAAACUGCCAAUAAAAGCGAAUUUAUCAUUAGAAUAGUUAAGAAAUGCAUC